UUGGGUGUUCUAGGUGGUGCUGGUGGUGCUGGUGGUGUUGGCAUUGGUGGUGCUGGCACUGGUGGUGUGUAUCCAUGGCAGGUGCAAGGAGGAGUGGGGCCCGGUGGCAUCUCACCUGCUCAGGCUAAAGCUGCCAAAUAUGGUUUGGGUGUUCUUGGUGCUGGUGGUGUUGGCACUGGUGGUGUUGGCACUGGUGCUGUUGGUACUGGUGGUGUUGGCACUGGUGGUGUGUAUCCAGGGCAGGUGCCAGGAGGAGUGGGGUCCGGCGGUAUAUCACCUGCUCAGGCUAAAGCUGCCAAAUAUGGUUUGGGUGUUCUUGGUGGUGCUGGAGGUGCUGGUGGUGCUGGUGGCUAUGGAGGUGUCGGUAGUGCUGGUAGUGUGUAUCCAGGGCAGGCACCAGGAGCAGGUUAUGCAGCUGGUUCCAAGGCUGCUAAAUAUGGAGUACCAGGGCGAGUACCUGGGGGUGUACCAUGGGGGUGUCCCAGGAGGAGUACCAGGAGGAGUACCAUGGGGUGUCCCGGAAGGAGUACCAGGAGGAGUACCAUGGGGUGUACCUGGGCGUGUUCCGGGAGGAGUACCAGGAGGAGUACCAGGGCGAGUACCAUGGGGUGUACCUGGGGGUGUCCCAGGAGGAGUACCAGGAGGAGUACCAUGGGGUGUACCUGGGGGUGUCCCGGGAGGAGUACCAGGAGGGGUACCAUGGGGUGUACCUGGGCGUGUUCCGGGAGGAGUACCAGGAGGAGUACCAGGAGGAGUACCAGGGCGAGUACCAUGGGGUGUACCUGGGGGUGUCCCGGGAGGAGUACCAGGAGGAGUACCAUGGGGUGUACCUGGGGGUGUCCCGGGAGGAGUACCAGGAGGUGCACCAGUGGUUGGUGGAUAUUUACCAGCAGCCAAAGCCGCUAAAUAUGGACUAGGAGGCACAGGAGGACAAUUAGGGACAGGAGGACAAUUAGGGAGUGGAGGAUUGGGAGGAGGUGGAGGAUACUCUGCUGCUGCCAAAGCUGCUAAAUAUGGAGUUUCAACAGGAGCUGGAGCAGGGUUUGUACCAGGAGGACUGGGAGGAGCAGGAGGAGUUCCUGGUGCAGUACCUGGACUGGGAGGUGGACAAUACUCGGCUGCCGCAAAAGCUGCUAAAUACGGAGUUUUAGGAGGAGCUGGAGCAGGGUUCGGAGCAGGAGGAGUUCCUGGUGCAGUACCUGGACUGGGAGGGGGACAAUACUCUGCUGCCGCAAAAGCUGCUAAAUAUGGAGUUGCAGGAGGAGUUGGAGCAGGGUUUGUACCAGGAGGACUGGGAGGAGCAGGAGCAGGGUUUGUACCAGGAGGACUGGGAGGAGCAGGAGCAGGAUUUGUACCAGGAGGACUGGGAGGAGCAGGAGCAGGGUUUGUACCAGGAGGACUCGGAGGAGGAGGAGCAGUUCCUGGUGCAGUACCUGGAAUGGGAGGGGGACAAUACUCUGCUGCCGCAAAAGCUGCUAAAUACGGUAUUACAGGAGGAGCAGGGUUAGGAGCAGGAGGACUGGAAGGGGCAGGAAUAGCAGGAGGAGUUGGGGGUGAAGGGUAUGCGGAUGGUGUGAAACCACCAACAUAUGGAGGCGUCACUGGAGUAGGCCUUGACAUGCCAGGAGCUACUCCAGGUACACCUGUCGGUGGUGGUCCAGACGGUUCUGCUGUUGUGGUGCCAGCAAGGAAUGCAGGUACUGCUGGAACUCCUCCACCAGAGCCCACGCCUACUGCCGCAAUUGGCGAGACCACAGAGGUCCCACGGCCCAGUGGUGCAGGCAUUGCAGUAGCACCCUCUGGUGUUGGUCCAACAGGCCAAGGCCAGCCUGGUGUAGGUGUUGGCACAGGGGGCAAAGCACCUAAACCAUUCUUACCAGGUGCAGGAGCAGGUUUUGUUCCAGCCGGAGGUGGAUAUCCCUAUGGUGGACCCUAUGGAGUUCCUUAUGGCGCUGGUACCGGAGCUGCCACUCUGCCUGGAUCGAAGCCUUUGAAGCCUCCAGUUGUUGGUGGAGCAGGAGGAGGAGCAGGAAUCCCACUGGCAGCAGGAGGUUAUCAAGGGGGAUACAGGCCAUAUCAACAUGGUUAUGGCCAGGGCUACGGCAAUCUUGGAGGCGGCGGAGUAUAUCAGCCAGCUGCUGCUCCUGUGCUUCCUGGUUAUGGAGGAGGUUACCCCCAACAGAACUACCAAGGAGGCGGAUUAAUGGCCAACUGCCAACAGCCAGGUGGAUAUGUACCAGCCCCACUGACCCCUCAACAAGCCAAAGCAGCCAAGUACGGUCCAUUGCAGGCCUUCCUUGGUGGUGCAGGAGGAGGAGGAGGAGGAGUCUACAGAGGUGGCGUUGCAGGAUGCCAGGGCAAAUACUGCGGGAGGAGGAAGUAGAGCUCACCGGUGUGACCUCAAGAAACCAUGGUGCUACUGCAUGAUCUAGAAUGUACAUUUUAUAUGCAAGGAAAACCCCAUUAGAAAACAUGUAAAGAUGUUUUUUUAUUAAUUUCUUUUUUACUUACAUGACUUCAACGUCUUGUGUUUUUAUACAAACCCACCGACACAGAAUUUUGUACACGCUCUGAUGUGACGUAUGUUAUUGAUCGUGCCUUUAAUCAAUAAUGUGCUCAAAUGAAUCCGCUUUAACUUCCAGAACUGCACCAGCCUACUUAAAAUACAAAGAGUGUGUUCUUGUGCAUGAGUGUGUGUGUGUUUUUGUGCGUGGUUGUGCGAAAGACUGACUGAACCAUCGGCUGCCAAUGUGACCUAUGAAUGAUUUUUCGGUCGGUUUUAAUCCUGAAGCAAGGUGAACUGUCCUCGGUGUAGGUGUAGCUGUGUGGACAUGUCAGAGGGGUCGGGUUGGUCGCGGCUUAUGUAAAAACUGAUGAAAUUUGGCCAAUUUCAGUGUCGUCUCAGGCUCCCCGUCCUCUCUGCUGCUAUUUAUAGGCCUGCUGGGUAUCAAGCAGCGAGAACUGGGGCUCCGGGCAGCCCAUCUGCUCUCGGUAACUUUGCUGAUUCUAGUUGCUACGCAGUUCAGUUUUCGCAGCAUUUUUAAUGUUGCCAAACUUGUGAUGUAUGAAGAGCAGUUUCUGCUCUGAGGAACGACAUGCUGAAGACAAUCAAAGAGCAUUUGAUCCAUUACAGGAUGUUUAAAAAGCAGUGUUGCCUUUUUAGUUCCAAGUAGAUUAAAAUGUAACUCAGACACUGCUCUGGCAUGUACAUGAUGUAUGUGUGAAUGUUUAAUUAUGAGUCUGUAGUCUGCUUGAAAUGUUUAGUCUCAUCGCAGCAGUUAUUUACAUUUAUGUAACUUGUAUGAAUAAUAUGAUUAUUCAAGAAUUCUUUUGCACCAUGCUUUGACUCAUAGCUUUAUUGUUAUCAGGAAUGUGUGAACAUAAAACACAUUUACUUACUGAUUAAUACAGAAUAAGACUUUGUUUAAUGGGGGAGCCGAAGUGUUAAUGUGAGGCAUAAGCUCCCAUUCUUCAUUUACUUGAGCUGCUUUUAAAAAGGCUUAUUGACCAAAGGUCGCCAAGUGACUCCAUCUCUUUCUGUAAUUGUGUACUGUAUUUUGUACUAAUUUGAUAUUCGCUGGCUUCGGUUCCUUCACUCGGUGCUGUGUAAGAACUGUCUUUGAGCCUUGCUGGGUCAGACCUUGUCUUAUAUGCCGUGGGAUGCUCUUCAUCUUUAUUUAAAACUGUUUUUAUAAGGAGGAACAGUGUGGUUUUGCACUUUUUAGAUUUCCACGACACACAUGUGACUUAUUCCCGGAAUCCAGCAUUUAAUUUGCUUCAUUAAAUAACAUAAUAAAAUGUGUUUAAAAGAUC
Cottoperca gobio is the source of this 3813-nucleotide messenger RNA. It is a transcript of the gene elna, whose product is annotated as elastin a. The transcript has 29 exons. Bases 140 to 2383 code for a protein of 747 amino acids. NCBI's taxonomy places the organism in Eukaryota, Metazoa, Chordata, Actinopteri, Perciformes, Bovichtidae. The record is from RefSeq and is a predicted model, not a curated record.